Molecule: messenger RNA, 1747 nt
Organism: Serpula lacrymans var. lacrymans S7.9
Lineage: Eukaryota; Fungi; Basidiomycota; Agaricomycetes; Boletales; Serpulaceae
Exons: 9
Coding region: 1252-1731 (159 amino acids)
Source: RefSeq, a predicted model, not a curated record
GCGCUUGUCUUGUCUUUCCUCUUUCUGUCUCCUGGGAUGGUCUUCUAUUACUAGCUUAGCCAUGUUGGUAUAUCUAACUUGGACAGCCAAUCAAGCAUUAAUGGCUGCCCAGCCAACAUCGACGAUAUCAUACCUCCUUACAACCCGAAUUACCACCCAUGAGUCUCAAACAAUCAAAUCAACCCCGAUGGGAGGACUUGCCCCGUCUUUGCAAGUGUGCAACGGGCGAUGAUGUCGAACUCUGGCUGGACCAGCUUGUAGGAGACUUGAAACGUGCAGGGUACCGGUGCGGGAUAAGCUCGAAACGAUAGAGAAAGGUGGUUGGAGCUGGGAAACCUUCAGCCGAUAUGUGAGACAAGAAGUCAAUGUACACUGCAAACCGACAAUGUUUCAGAAUUUCUGUAGCAAUCAUCCGGCGCUUACUAUGGUUGCCGGUGCAAGUCUUGUAUCAGUAGGAUGUGCGCUUGCUCUCCCAGCAAUGGCAGGUGUAGUGGGCCUGGGUGCAGUGGGUUCAGCUGGAGUUGUACUUUCUGGAAUGCAAUCACUUGCGGGCGUAGUAGCAGUGACAAGUGGGACAGCAAUGGUCAAGAAAACAGUCGACGGGUUGGAGGAUAAGUAGGCUUCCAGACAACUUUAUUCUGACAUCUCAGUGGUGCGCUUGUCUGCCUUUUAUCCCUGAACCACCAUUCUUUGUUAUCCCUUUCCAUAUUGUAACCUUGUAGCUGAAGGACAACUAUACCAACUGUAACGUUGAAAUACUAUCCAAUCCUAUAACGACUUGAUUCAUGGUUCAUGCAUUAGUCAGCUGUGCCCCUCGCUUUCAUGAACCCAUUUAGUCGAUAAGAUAUUUCGUUACGUAUCAGACGAGUCUCAAGGCGCUCGAGAAGGUUUGAUCAAACUGAGCGGGUUUCGACGUCCUUGUAAAGUAAAAGGGCUGCUUUGCAAAUAUACGGCAGUGUUCGGAUCCAACCAAGUCGCCUUGUGGGAACUGCUGCAACUUGCUCUAGUACAAGUCACAAAGCAUCUCAAUUCUACACUUUUCUGCGCAUGUUUGAUCUAAAGAACAUUUUGAGGAGGCUGCAGUCGUGGAAACACGAGCCGGCGUUUGCUCAAAUCACAGAUCCUGAUAAAUGGGUGUAUAAGCUUGCGCCUUUAGGAAAGGCAGCGGAAGGCGAGCUUCUCAUCUCAACCGUGAUUCAGAGAUUACCCUGAUGGAUAUUCUUAGGUUUCCAGGCCCCUACAUCCAGUGAGAUGGGGACGCUCAGCGAACAUUACAGUUGCAUGUAUAAGAUUGCCCCGCUUGAAGCGAUGAAAAGCUUCCAGGUCCUUACAUUCAGUGAGAUUGGGACGUUCAACAAGCAGUUCAUCCCACUACUAGGAGAAGUGAUGAAAGAUAUAUGGGUCCCCCAGCUUUGCUAUUUGAAAAAAUUCCACGAGGAACGUUCGGCCUCCAUGCGCUAUCUUGGUAUUGUUCUUAUAGUAGUUGGUGUUGUACUUGUUCUCCGCAAGGUUGGUUCAGUGGCUGCAAGGGCAGCUGGUUUCAGUCACAUUGGGCCUGUUGCAGGCUCAAUGGCGGCUAGGUUUCAGUCCUCUGUAUAUGGUGCCACUACAGGCGGGAUUUUCUCUGCCAUACAAUCGUUUGCAAUGACGGCUGUCUCAGAUGCCGUCCCUGUCAUUGUCGGCGGAUGUAUGAUUGCUGCAGGCACGAUACUUUUUAGAAAAAGUUGUUGAAUAUGUCAGCUAGUUU